AGGGUCUCUCGGCCGCUGUGGCGGAGGUGAUCCGCUGCCGGCCCCAUGAGCCGGGCUGCCGUUGGUGGGCUACAUGCAGCAGCUCUCCUGAUUUGAAGCCGGCGGCUCCCCGGCAGCUGCGGGGAGAAGAGAGGAGGGGGCGGGGGAGCCGCGGACCCACGGAGCCGGCCCCGCCCAGCCCAGCAUGCCAAUUCCUCGCCUCCCUGUGCCGGACAGCGUCUUAAACAUGUUCAGAGACAAGGAAGAGGAGGUCACAGAUGACAGCACAAAGCAUGGUGGACGAGUGCGCAGCUUCCCGCAUGAGCGGGGCAACUGGGCGACAUACGUCUACCUUCCCUGUGAAAUCCAGGAGGAAUUGCUGGAACUGCGGGAGCUCCUGGUUUCCCGUGCCCGCAGGUACGCGGUGUCGCUCACUGCCAUGGAGGAAUUCCACAUCAGCCUCUCCCAGAGCGUGGUUCUGCGCUACCACUGGAUAAACCCCUUGGUCCAAUCCCUCAAGGAACGUGUAGCCUCCUUCUACAGGUUCUUUUGUACGGCCAGCCAGGUUAAGGUGUAUACCAACCAGCACAGAACCAGUUUGCUCGGAGGCUCUUCUUGCACUCCAUCUUUCCCCCCAUCUGUGCGCAGGACCUUUGUGGGCUUGGAGGUCUCGUGUGGGCAUUCUCAGUUGCUGGAGCUGGUCUCGGAGGUGGAUAAAGUUAUGGAGGAGUUUGAUCUCCCAACAUUCUACAAGAACCCAUCAUUCCAUAUCAGCCUGGCCUGGUGUGUCGGGGACCUGACUGACAAGCUGGAAGGGCAGUGCCUCCAGGAGCUUCAGGAGAUCGUGGAUGGGUUUGAGGACUCUGCAUUCCUGCUGCGAUUCCAGUGGGAUCAGAUCCGCUGCAGAUCUGGGAACAAGUUCUUCUCCUUCCCCUUGCGGUAGGAGACGGGAAGCCGUGCACUCCAGCUGCCCUGAUGCCUCUGCUAACUCUUGGACAGUUUGGAGUUUCACAUGCAUGCCGAGCUGCUGUUCUCAGCUCAUCAGCCUAGGGAGGUUUGUAGCCUCAAGCCAGGCUGCUUUUGUUUGAAGCCGAGGGCCCUAGAUGUGUGUAUAUGUGAGGCUUUUAGGUUAUUGUGCUGUGUAGACUGCUGUCAACACAGGCCGUUCUACGCUACCUGUGGUUGCCAGAUGUGCUGAUGUUUUAAGCCCUAGUCACCUUCUAGUGCAGAGGCGAGGGAGGUUGCUAAGGGAAGAUUGUCACACAGCUGGAAAUUGCACUGCAUUGCUAAGGGGCUCUAGAGCAUAGUUACUGUCCUGAGCUCUGAGUCGGUAGCUAUUAACAGCAAGAUCCAGGGGUGCAGAGUUAGGUCCUUCUCUGUUAGGACAGAUCAUCUUUCUGCCUACAGCUGACUGGGGACAGGUGCCCCUAUAAAACUCCUCCUCCCCGAUGUCUUUAUUGCCACACUGGAGAAAUUGAGCAUGAAAUCCUCAGUCCAAGUCCAGGUGGGAUUAAAUCUGGCAGAGAGGGGGAAGGGCCUUGACUUUCAAUGCUAAGCAGCCUCACUCCAGUUUGGGACUAGUGGAAAGUGUUCAGUUUAAACUGAUCCACAGAGAGACCUUGGGGAGGAGAAGAGCAGCAGGGCACCGAUUUUAAGAGAAUUUUAAAAGGCACAGGGCAGGUUUUUAUCUUAAAUAGGAGGCUUGUCAUACUGCCAAAUGCCCAAAAGAGGGCAGUGUUGAUUUUACCGUGUGAACUGGCUAGCAAUUCGGUAUUUGGCCAAGUCCAGAAUUACCUGCUGUUGUUUAGCUUAAUUUGAGCAAGCCAAGGACAUCGGUUUCCAGGGUGGGGUGCACCUUGCACCAGGACUAACUCCACUUUCAAAUGAAUCAAGGUAACUGGAUCCUGUAAUGACCUCCCUGGACUUCAGCUCCUGAGGAGAUCCUGUGCAGACUGUACUUUCCUGCCCGUGACAGGUGCUUUGGUCUCUCAGAUAUUCUGGACUUGGCAGGCAAGUUAUGUCCAUCAUUCCAUAUUUAUGUGCCAGAAGAACCCAAGGCUUUUGUUUAGUAUCAAACUCUGGUUUCUAGUUGCCAUAAAGUUGUUUUCCUGGUAUAUUCUGGACAUGUUCUGGAUUCUUGGAAGUGCUGAGCAUCUGCAGCUCCCAUGGACUUCAAAGGAAAUUGUGGAUAUUGAGCGCUUCUGAGACUCAGCCCCUCAGUGGCCCUUCUCUCCACUGAGAUGGCCAGUGAUACCCCCACCCUGCUAACGCAGCUUUGAGAGACCAGUGUCGCAGGGGAUUCAUUGCCAUUUAAAAUCUUGCUAAGAAGUCCUUUAUGUUUAUCAACUUCUUACCUGCAAUAUUUGAUUUCCAAAAUUCUUAAUGGACUCCCUGAGUGGGUUUGUAGGGGCCAGAAGAUGAAAUUCACUGUUUAAAAUUUUGUAUUAAAUAUAUAGCUAAAUAAAACCUCCUAUUUCUGCCUCUGG
Messenger RNA from Chelonoidis abingdonii (Abingdon island giant tortoise), 2465 nucleotides. It is a transcript of the gene USB1, whose product is annotated as U6 snRNA biogenesis phosphodiesterase 1. Gene Ontology annotation, cellular component: nucleus. Gene Ontology annotation, biological process: U6 snRNA 3'-end processing. The record is from RefSeq and is a predicted model, not a curated record. NCBI's taxonomy places the organism in Eukaryota, Metazoa, Chordata, Testudines, Testudinidae. Gene Ontology annotation, molecular function: 3'-5'-RNA exonuclease activity.